GCGAAUGAGGUAGAGGAGCAGCGUGGAACAGUGGCACGGCCGUGUAUGAUUUUGGGGGACCUCAGGGAAGGAAAGGGGGGAACACACGCGCCCCUCUCCUGCUUCUGUCCCACCCAGAGUGAUAGACGAGCGGAGACGCUGGAGGAGGUGAAGAGAUCAACACUGAACAUCACUCACUGCUCGAGAGACAGAACGACAGAUACACGGGAGGUGACAGGAUAACAUGGGGGACAUGGCAACCCACAUCAGUGGACCCUGACCAGGAGAAGCACCGAGGCUCAGUGCCAUGUUAGCAUCUAGAAAUCUACAACCAGCUCACUGAAGACAUGGCCCAGGCGAAAGGGCAGCGAGAUGGAAUCCUGCAGUCCACUGAGAACGCUGCUCCAGGGUCCAGAGAGAACGUGGCUUGGAAGGGUCCUCGUACCGUGGUCCUGCAGAAGAACUCUCAGGGCUUUGGUUUUACACUACGACACUUUAUAGUGUAUCCGCCCGAGUCGGCCCUUCACACGUCCCUGAAGGAUGUGGAAAAUGGAAAUGGAAAAGGGAAUGUGAAGGGCCGCCUCGAGCCCAUGGACACUAUUUUUGUAAAGAAUGUGAGGGAAACGGGUCCUGCUCACCAGGCUGGGCUUUGUACAGGUGAUCGUCUGGUGAAAGUGAAUGGAGAGAGUAUUUUGGGGAAAACCUAUUCUCAGGUCAUAUCACUGAUUCAGAACAGUGAGACUGUGCUCGAGCUGUCCAUCAUGCCUAAAGAUGAGGACGUUCUCCAGCUGGUAAGUGCGUACUCUCAGGACGCCUACCUAAAGGGAAAUGAACCGUACACGGGAGGGGCCCAGAACCUUCCAGAACCUCCUCCAGUCUGCAACUCAGCCAACAAGCCUAGUUCCUCCAGCCCAGCUCAGACCUUCAUCCCUCCUGACAACCUGAACUGCAGGCGUGGCUCAUCGGGCCUCAUAGAAAGCUGGUCCUCCGGCGAUGGUCAGGGCGUCGCCCGCCGGCUUGCUCUUCGCCAUCACCGUUCUCGAUCCUCGACUAUAGCUAUCAGCCCGCUGGACUUUCACUUCUCCAACCACAAUGCAGCCGUCGCGUCAGCCUCCCUGCCCCACCCGCGGAAGGGCAGCCUGCCACCCUCGCACCGUGAGCUGUGCCAGCAGGCGCUGUCUAACUGGUACCACAGUCAAACACUGGAUUACCCAGCCCCGCCCAUUUCACCCCACCACCGCAGUGUCUCCCAGGAUGCACUGCUUCUUCCCUACGAACCAGCCACAAGAGUUAACCGGCCCUCCCAUACGGACUUACACUGGACACGCAGGGGGGGCACGAGUGGGGCGGGGCAGUCAAACCGUUCCUGCUCUGAAAAUCCUCUGUCUGCUUAUGCUGGGUACAAGCAGAGCUACGGGUGCUCGCUAGAGACGCUCAACCACCCGGCGGCACUGAUUUCACCCCACGAGCGCUCGGUCUGGCCUUCACAGAGCAGCCAGCCAAUCAGAACAGAGGAGCAACCGAGCUCAGCCGGUCAGCGCAUGGUCACGUCCGCUCCUGCACCCCAGUCAGGCAGGAGCUCCAGCACAGCGCAGCCCAAACGCUCACCUGCACAAACGCUAGAUGAUCAAACGGUGGGUUACCGCAGCUACAGUCCAUCGUUCUGUCGCAAAGCAGGUCACCUCAUGCAGCAGGCGCACUCCUUCAGAGAACCGUCCUACACCGGCCCCCCUCUCAGCUGGACCUCUACACCCAAAACCAGCCCCCCUGAGAGUGCACCCUCAUCAGGCAGGGAUUCGUCCCCUCUCUCCCUGCCCUCCACCACUGACACCCAGAACCCAGUCAGUGAAGACGUGGGUGGUGGAGCAGCAACAGAAGAGUCAGUUCUGGCACAGACACAGGGGGUCGUCCUCAGACAAAAACCCCCCUACAGCAAACGCACCCCCCAAGCAAUGCGUCAUCCAAACUACGCUGUGCCUGUAGAUCUACCCGAACCUCAGGUAGCUUCAGCCCCCACUGCACAGACAGGAGAACCUACAAAACGCUCCAACGGGAACCUGCAACCCCUCCCUGUGGAGCAGGACUCGCUGGCAUCCAUUCCCUUCAUAGACGAUACCAUCAGUCCCAGUAUGGACCUGCUGGCUCAGCAUGUUCCUGCCUCUUCAGUGGUGUCCAGCAGUCAGUGUCAGACUCCUACUGUCUCCAGCAGCCCUGUCACUCCCUCCUCCACCUUCCCCCCUCUCACCCAACUCCAUCACUCCGACUGCAGCUCCAAAUUUAAAAGACAUUCUUUCAAAGAUUGGCAUUUAUUGCUCAGGACCGGCAAUGUUAAGAACAGCCGUCGCUCUUCCUACCUUCUGGCCAUCACCACCGAACGCUCCAAGUCAUGUGAUGAGGGUCUGAACACGUUUCGAGAUGAAGGACGCAGGUUCUCGAGGUUACCAAAGAGAGUGAAAAGCUUUUUCACAGAGGGUUCCCUGGAGAGUCUGAGAGCAGCAGAGGAAGCUCGAUCCAAACGCCACUCCACCUCUGAGCUGGGCAGCAUCACACUAACAGACAUCAGGAAGGAGGGCUGGCUGCACUACAAACAGAUCCUAACAGAGAAGGGCAAGAAAGUGGGUGGUGGCAUGCGCCCGUGGAAGCGGGUAUUUUCUGUGCUGCGCACCCACUCGCUGUUCCUGUAUAAAGAUAAGCGGGAGGCGGUGCUCCAUGGAGCCGGGGCGUUGGGGCACGGUGCCGGUCAGGGCGAGGACGAGCAGCCCAUCAGCAUCCGCGGCUGCCUGAUCGACAUCGCCUACAGCGAAACGAAGCGUAAACACACGCUGCGGCUCACCACGCAGGACUUCUGCGAGUACCUGCUGCAGGCCGAGGACCGGGACGACAUGCUGAGCUGGAUCCGGGUCAUUCGAGAGAACAGCAAGACCGACAGUGAGGAGCUGGGUUUCUCCGGACAGGCUCUCAUCAAUAAAAAACUCAACGACUACAGGAAACAAAGUCUCACAGGUACUAAACCUGACACGUCUCCCCGAGUCCACAGAAUGAUGCAGCCGUUCCUGCUGUCAAAGAUGGAGAACACAUCAGGAGUAAACCGCUUCCUCAAAACAGACAGCAAGGAGGACGGCAGCUCUCCUAAAGCUACAUGGAGCAUCAACAUCAUGAAGAAAGGAAAGAAAACUGGACCUAAAGCGUUUGGGGUUCGACUGGAGGACUGCCCCCCGGGAGCCGAUAACAAGUUUGUUCCUCUGAUCGUGGAGACGUGCUGUACCCUGGUAGAAGAGAUGGGUCUGGAAUAUACUGGAAUCUACAGGGUGCCAGGAAACAAUGCCAUGGUGUCCAGCCUUCAGGAGCAGCUCAACAAGGGCCUGGACAUCAACACUGCUGAGGAGAGAUGGCAGGACCUGAACGUCAUCAGCAGCCUCCUCAAGUCUUUCUUCAGGAAGCUUCCAGAACCUCUGUUCACUGAUGAUAAAUACAAUGAGUUCAUCUACGCUAAUCGAUUAGAGGACGCUGGAGACCGAUUAAAGACCAUGAGGAAACUGAUUCGUGAUUUACCUGAUCGUUACUACCACACACUUCAAUUUCUAGUUGCUCAUCUUAAGAGAGUCGCGGAUCACUCAGAGAAGAAUAAGAUGGAGCCCAGGAACCUGGCCCUCGUGUUUGGCCCCACGCUGGUGCGCACGUCAGAGGACAACAUGACAGACAUGGUCACUCACAUGCCUGACCGCUACAAGAUUGUGGAGACGCUCAUUCUGCAUUAUGCCUGGUUCUUCAGUGAUGAGCUUAAUAAAGAUGAAAAGGCCCCUGAGGACCAAAGAGAUGAGCAACCUAUCCCAAAUAUUGACCACCUGCUCUCCAACAUUGGUCGAACAGCUCGGCUGGGUGACACUUCAGAUUCCACUAACAGCGAUUCAGUUAAACACAAGGGAUCUUUGAGUUCAAAGAAAGAUGCGAGUACCAAAGAUUUCCUCCCACUGUCCAUCAUAUCUGCUGUGACCCGGAAGAGGAAGAAGCAGCGGAGCGCCGGCCCUACAGACAGCAGCAGCGAUGAGGACUCUGAGCACGAGCCAGUCAAAGCCAGCAACUACGGGGAGAUGCACGAGAGUGCAGGAGAGACGAGCGAGGGUGUGGAUGAGAGAGAGUCAGAGAGAUCAGAGAGUCAGCAGAAAGAGGCAGACGAGAAGUUUGGAGAGGGGAAUAAAACAUUAGAGUCAUGUGAGGAAGGAGGACAGGAGGAGGUAGGAGGGAGGGAGGAGGACGGGACCCCGGCGUCCCUCAGGGCAGAGUCAGAUCACGAGAAGCCACAGCGGCCUCGUAGCUUCCUUUAUUCCCACCAAAGUUCAUCAGGGCUGAGAGUCACAGUCGAGUCAGAGAGCUCCCCCUCUCCCCCCUGCUCAGGUGGCACCCAGAGACUCGGCCAGACCAACCCCGCAGGUCGUAAGAAACUGCGCGGGGACAGGGCGCGGCCUCGCUCCCUGUACGAGGAGCCGGGACUGGAGCGAGCGGUGGGACUGGCUCGAGUCAAAGCUUCGCUUAUACGAGGUCAGGAGAGGCUGCGCCAGGCCAUGUCCCCCAGCCGAGAGCCCCCGGUCCAGCAUAGCUGGUUAAGCCAGGUCCAGGCCAACCUGCUCUCUUCUGCCAACGACCUCUGGAGGUCAGGGGCCCCACGGAGGCACGCCUCCCCCGAGACGCGGCGCAGGAGGAGGGACUGGAGACGCCAUACAGUAGUGGGGAACAGCGGGGAGGGCUAAAGCACCCCGAAACCUAAUAUAUUAACACUUCAGUGAGCUGGAGGUAACAAACUGUACUGAAAAGAUGAGAAGUAACGUUACCCAAACGUCAAGUCUGCAGGCGCCAAAUCUGGGAUGGUUUGGAUGUAGAUUGUUUUGUUUCAGAUAAAGUAAUGCUCCAGCAUUUAAACACUAAAAUCAGAAGGUGCGAGUGUGCCAGCGUGCCAGGCUGAACUGGCACUGAAUCGUUCUUUUUUCAGCUCUAGAUUGUUCAGUUCUGGAUGAAAAGCUGAGAAACCCUGAUGACUGACGCUCCACCCUAGACUUGUUGGUUGGUUGACGGGCGUGUUCGAUCAGCUCUCACACUUGUGCGCAUUAUGUUAGCAGUUUAUCUUUAAAGUUUGACAGAAUUUAAACAUCGAUCAGAAGUGAGUUUGUGUUCUGAUUUCCUCUCAGUACUGAAUAACAGGAUGAAUUAAAUGUCGGGUGUUUUUUUCUGUACCAGUGAGGGUGGAGAUCCGGUUCAGUGCUGGAGCAUUUCUUUAUUUGAAUAACUGUAGCAUGCCUAAACGUUUCAUCUUGAAUUUCUGCAAUAAAGGCUUAAGGCACUUCAUUUGCCAGCGAGGGGGGGGCACGUUACGCCAAGAUCAACUGCCAGCAUGAUCCUCACUGCCUAUCAGCAAAAACUAACGCUGCACUUUAUUAGCAUUAAUAACCUCUAGCACAACAUGGCUCCCAACCUCAGAUAUUAAAGGGGGUCAUUAUAUUUAGAAUAAUCAGUUAUAUUUAGACACCACAUCUAUGCAUUAAAGGGUUAAACAGGAUUCAGUCCGACUGGUUCUGCAACACCAAUCCACCUAACGCACGCAGUCUUCCGUAUAUAUGAGUGUAUAUGUCAGUAUUAGAGAACGAGCUGCACUGAAACAUCAGAACCUACCGGAGUACCAACUCUAUCUCAACACCCCACCCACCGCCCACCGCCCUUUCGCCUGAAACCACCAGUUUUCCUCGUGCUGGUGUUGAUAAGCCACAGCGGAUGGUUGUUUUGUGCCGUUUUGACCACUUCUAACUGCCGACCUCAUGCCGUGUCAGUGCUGUUUCUGUAGGUCAGUUGUUCUGUACAUGUGUGUUUAUACAGCGUGUGAUCGUGUGGACCAAAUUUUGUAACAAAUGUAAAAAGUCUUGUUAAGUUAACCUGUGUACAAAUUAUACAUAUACUGUACAAUAAUGUCUUUAUUUUCCUCUUUUAUCGUCUGGUCUGUUUUAUAUAUAUAUAUAUAUAUAUAUAAAUAUUUAAUGUGUAUGUAUGGAUUUUAAAGAAGGAACAUCAGGGAUCCAACAUUAAAGAAAAAUAUACAGAAAAUAGACAUUUUAUCACCAUUCGUUCUAAACGAACGUCCUGGACUGGAGUCGAACCCCUUUAGCUUGUUUGGGGUCAUGUUGGGUUCAGAAUCUGUCCCAGGAACACUGGGCAUCAGGUAAGAACCAUGGACCGGGCAUCACACACCUAGGGGAAGGUAAACGGGUACUGGUGCACUGAAUGGAAUUUGAAAAACUAAAUAAUGUAAUGUAUACUUUAUUAAAAUGCAGUUUUUUUUUUCACA
Molecule: messenger RNA, 6310 nt
Organism: Trichomycterus rosablanca
Lineage: Eukaryota; Metazoa; Chordata; Actinopteri; Siluriformes; Trichomycteridae
Gene: arhgap23b
Product: Rho GTPase activating protein 23b
Exons: 25
Coding region: 327-4727 (1466 amino acids)
Biological process (GO): signal transduction
Molecular function (GO): protein binding
Source: RefSeq, a predicted model, not a curated record